This is a messenger RNA of Lethenteron reissneri (Far Eastern brook lamprey), 2439 nucleotides long. Its product is annotated as zinc finger protein OZF-like. Gene Ontology annotation, molecular function: RNA polymerase II cis-regulatory region sequence-specific DNA binding; DNA-binding transcription factor activity, RNA polymerase II-specific. The record is from RefSeq and is a predicted model, not a curated record. NCBI's taxonomy places the organism in Eukaryota, Metazoa, Chordata, Hyperoartia, Petromyzontiformes, Petromyzontidae. Gene Ontology annotation, biological process: regulation of transcription by RNA polymerase II.
AGUUGCCGCUCCGCCCGUGAACUGCAAUCCGAGUUUUUAUUUUUACCAGGCCAAGCCCGCUUGAGCUGCUGUACCGCUCUUGUUUUCACAAGCGACCUGCCCACAACAACAAUAACAACAAGCUGCCGCUUCCUCUGCAGAAUUGGUCUGAUGGAGCAAAGGCACUCGGCGCAGCUCGGUGCAAAAAGGCAUCAAUGCAACCGGUGUGCAUACAGCGCGGAUCGUCUUAGAAAUUUGACACUGCACCAGAGAACUCACACAGGAGAGAAACCCUUCAAGUGCAGUGUGUGUGGGAAGGCGUUUGGACAUUCAUCUACUCUUGUAGCACACCAGAGAACUCACACGGGAGAGAAACCCUGCAAGUGCAGUGUGUGUGGGAAGGCGUUUGGACAUUCAUCUGCUCUUGUAUCACACCAGAGAACACACACGGGAGAGAAACCCUUCGAGUGCAGCGUGUGUGGGAAGGCAUUUGGACAUUCAUCUACUCUUGUAAAACACCUGAGAACACACACGGGAGAGAAACCCUAUAAGUGCAGUGUGUGUGUGAAGGCGUUUGCAAAUUUAUCUCAUCUUGUAGUACACCAGAAAAUACACACGGGAGAGAAACCCUUCAAGUGCACUCCGUGCGGGAAGGCGUUUGCACAUUCAUCUGAACUUGUAAAACACCAGAGAACACACACGGGAGAGAAACCCUUCAAGUGCAGUGUAUGUGGGAAGGCGUUUGCACUUUCAUCUACUCUUGUAGCACACCAGAGAACACACACGGGAGAGAAACCCUUCAAGUGCAGUGUGUGUGGGAAGGCGUUUGCACAGUCAUCUACUCUUUUAAAACACCAGAGAACACACACGGGAGAGAAACCCUAUAAGUGCAGUGUGUGUGUGAAGGCGUUUGCAAAUUUAUCUCAUCUUGUAGUACACCAGAGAAUACACACGGGAGAGAAACCCUUCAAGUGCAUUCCGUGCGGGAAGACAUUUUCACAGUCAUCAGCUCUUAAGACCCACCAGCGAACUCACACAGGAGAGAAACCCUUCAAGUGCACUCUGUGUGGGAAGGCGUUUGCAUAUUCAUAUAAUCUUGUAACACACCAGAGAACGCACACGGGAGAGAAACCCUUCAAGUGCAGUGUGUGUGGGAAGCCAUUUGCACAUUCAUCUGCUCUUGUAGCACACCAGAGAACACACACGGGAGAGAAACCCUUCAAGUGCAGUGUGUGUAGGAAUGCGUAUGCACAGUCAUCUGCUCUUGUAGAACACCAGAGAACACACACGGGAGAGAAACCCUUCAAGUGCAGUGUGUGUGGGAAGGCGUUUGCACGUUCAUCUGCUCUUGUAGAACACCAGAGAACACACACGGGAGAGAAACCAUUCAAGUGCAGUGUGUGUGGGAAGGCGUUUACACUUUCAUCAAAUCUUGUAAUACACCAGAGAACACACACGGGAGAGAAACCCUUCAAGUGCACUCCGUGCGGGAAGGCGUUUACACUUUCAUCAAAUCUUCACAGACACCAGAGAACACGCAAGCAUCAGAAGAUCCACAAGGAGUGGAGUCUGAAAUCAGCUUGUGAAAGUCAAAGUGCCGCAAUGAGCCCAUCCCUCAUGAAACAAGAACCGGAAGAAAAUCCCAGCUUGGACGCUUUUAAAGGUACCGAGGUGAAAUGUGAAGAAGUGAAGGUGAAAUGUGAAGACGUGAUGGUGAAGAGCGAAGAAGUGAAGGUAAAAUGUGAAGAUGAAGACUCCACUCCAAAAUCGGACCUUCACAUCGAUGGAGGCAACGUGAAGCAGGAGGAGAAUUCUGACUGCGAGUCAGAGCGAGGCAACUUCCAGCAGUUUGUUGAAGUGGAGGUGUGGGUGGACUUCCUCCGAGACAAUACAAAGUCAAAUGGAGACUCGUUAGAUGUGUAAGCUUGAAACGAUGUCGAUCCAAUAAACACACCUUUGUCACAGGCCUUUAAUGACUAGAAUGUGAAGUUGAACACUCAAUUGCUAGGUUCAACCUGCAGGGUAAGAGCGGCCAGUCUUUGUGGACCUGUGUGUUGGGUAGAUCUCUAACCAGGAGCGAGUUUCAAUAAGCUCCCAAGCAUUCACUAUGUUAUAAUUGCAUUUACAGUGGUCCCUCGGAGAUCGAACUUAAUUCGUUCCAAAACUGUGUUCGAACACCGAUUUGUUGGAACACCAAAUCAAUUUUCCCCAUAAGAAUGAAUGGAAAUAGCAUCAAUUGGUUCCCCACCCAAGGAUGCUCCUAUUAUGGGCCAUUUUUGCACAAAGUUUACAAUGUUAAAAAACAGUCCAGUACAUAAAAGCAUACAAAAAGCAAGAAACAAUUCUAAUUAAUAGAACAAAUGAACAUUGAACUUCACUUUACCUACAGUAAGGAGAGUGGAUGGCUUGAGUGGAAGGUGGUGAGGAGUGGAGGAGGUGUCAGUGUUGCUUGUGUAAUAA